Drosophila ficusphila is the source of this 2731-nucleotide messenger RNA. RefSeq names its product ATP-dependent RNA helicase DDX42. The record is from RefSeq and is a predicted model, not a curated record. The transcript has a single exon. Bases 78 to 2474 code for a protein of 798 amino acids. Lineage: Eukaryota; Metazoa; Arthropoda; Insecta; Diptera; Drosophilidae. Gene Ontology annotation, molecular function: RNA helicase activity; nucleic acid binding; ATP binding.
ACUGCCUGGGAAACUUUGCUUUAUUGAUUUUGUUUUGGGAAGUUGUUUGAUUUGGAGGACCCGCAUUUUGGAGUACAAUGAGCGGCUACCGAGGAAUCGGCGGCGGAGGAUUCCCCUACCGCAAGUCAGCCAGUUCGGGCAACAACAUGAACGCCGUGCCUCCCCCACCGAUGUUAAAUGCCCGUGGUUUCACGGGUUCUCGCGGCGGCGGAGCAUCAAACUCUGGUGGACUGUCUCGUGGAGGGAUUACGGGGAGUACUACAUCGACUUCUAAGCACGGCUAUUCCACACUCGACUCCAUUAGUCAGUACACCAAUGCCACAAAUCUAGUGGGCAAAAGAAAGCAUCACACCGAUGACGAUUAUUACUUCGACGAUGACGAUGAGCCCCGGGAAAAGGAACUGGAACAGGCUUAUAUACCCGCUCCAGGAUCGCCGGGAGCUCCACCUCCUCCUGCCAAAAACCACGAGGAAUCCGAUUCGGAUGAGGACCCCUUAGAGCAAUUUAUGGCCGGCAUCAACCAGCAGGUGGAAAAGGAGAAGCGCCAACAGGCUCCCAAGGCGCCAACUCAAGCGGUUCGUGGUGACAUCGACGAUGAGGACGAUGAGGAGAGCUACUAUCGCUACAUGAAAGAGAAUCCCAACGCAGGUCUUCGUGAUGAGGGAUCCGACCAGGAAAUCGAAUACGACGAGGAUGGCAAUCCCAUAGCUCCACCCAAGAAAAAGGACAUUGAUCCCCUGCCGCCCAUUUAUCACUCCGAAAUCGAAUACGAACCCUUCGAGAAAAACUUCUACACACAGCACGAGGAUAUAGCGGCCCUGGACGAGGAGCAGGUCCGAGAGUUAAGGCGCACUCUGGGCGUUAAGGUGACCGGACCAUCGCCACCCAAGCCUGUUACAUCCUUCGGGCAUUUCGGCUUCGACGAACCGCUCAUUAAGGCUGUAAGGAAAGCGGAAUACACACAACCCACUCCCAUCCAGGCUCAAGCUGUUCCAACCGCCUUAUCCGGCAGAGAUAUCAUUGGCAUAGCCAAAACGGGUUCCGGUAAAACAGCAGCCUUCAUUUGGCCUAUGCUAAUGCACUUGAUGGAUCAAAGACAGCUGAAACCAGGCGACGGACCCAUAGGUUUAAUUUUAGCACCAACGCGCGAGCUUUCCCUUCAAAUCUACAACGAGGCCAAGAAGUUUGGCAAAGUCUACAACCUAAAUGUGGUUUGCUGCUACGGCGGUGGCUCAAAAUGGGAGCAGAGUAAAGCUUUGGAGCAGGGAGCUGAAAUCAUAGUGGCCACUCCCGGUCGAAUGAUAGAUAUGGUCAAAAUGAAGGCCACCAAUUUGAGGAGAGUGACAUUUUUGGUGCUCGACGAAGCUGAUCGCAUGUUUCACAUGGGAUUCGAGCCGCAGGUGCGCUCCAUAUGCAACCAUGUGCGUCCAGAUCGGCAAUGUCUUAUGUUUUCCGCCACGUUCAAGAAGCGAAUCGAACGCCUGGCCAGAGAUGUGCUUACCGAUCCGGUGAGAAUAGUCCAGGGAGAUCUGAACGAGGCCAACCAGGACAUUACUCAGUCGGUAUAUGUAUUCCCAAAUCCCUUGCAGAAAUGGAACUGGCUGCUGUGCCACCUGGUAAAGUUCCUAUCCGAAGGCAGCGUGCUGAUCUUCGUGACCAAAAAAGCAGAUGCCGAGACUGUGUCCAAUAAUCUGUUGGUCAAGGAAUACAAUUGCCUGCUACUCCACGGCGAUAUGGAUCAAGCGGACAGAAAUAAAGUUAUUACACAGUUUAAGAGGAAGGAGUGCGAUAUACUGGUGGCCACCGAUGUGGCAGCUAGAGGAUUGGAUAUACCCCAUAUCAGGAAUGUGGUGAACUACGACAUUGCCAGGGACAUUGAUACGCACACUCACCGAAUCGGAAGAACCGGCAGAGCGGGAGAAAAGGGUAAUGCAUUCACUCUGGUCACCGAUAAGGACAAGGAGUUUGCAGGACACCUGGUGCGAAACUUGGAGGGCGCUGAUCAGCAGGUGCCCGACGAUCUAAUGGAAUUGGCGAUGAAGAGUUCCUGGUUCCGCAGUUCGCGUUUUAAGCAGGGCAAGGGCAAAAGACCCACCAAUACCCACACAGGAUUGGGUUAUCGAGAGCGAGGAAAUGGAGCGGGUGGUGGAUCGGACUCGGGACCCAGUGCGUCUGCCCAUCAAAGUCCAAGUGAAGGACCCGCUAGCAAAUCCUCUUCCAGCGCGGGACCGGCAACAGAUCGCUAUGCAGCCAUGAGGGAGGCUUUCCGCUCCCAGUAUAAUAACCAAUUUCGAGCGUCGAGCGACCGAACUUGGGAGAAAACUUUGCCAGAUUCUGGAGUUUUUGCUGCACCAAUGGCACCGCCACCAUCAUCAUCAUCAUCAUCAUCACAAGGGGCUUCCUCAUCAUCCAACAGCAGUGGCAACAACAGCAACCAGGACUCCAAGAGGGCCAAGAAGAGCCGCUGGAAUUGAACGAAGAGCACAGUAAACUCAACCCUCCUUUUGGUUUAUUUCUCUUCAUAUUAUUUAAUGUGUAUUUGCUUUUGUUCCAUCGUUUAAAAUUACAACUUAUGGACUAAAUUUAAACAUAUUAUAUAUAAUCAGAUAUAUACCAUGUUCAUUCAUAAAGAUUACGUUAGUUAAAUACUCAUAUGUACAACUCUCUUCCUCCGCAGCCAGAUCCAGCGAACGAUCCCACAGAUCCAAAUAAAAAUCUUCAUUAAUUGUAA